UUUUUUGGACAGCUGAGCUAUCUCUAUCUCACCCUGCUCAUCAUCUCUCUGUGUACUCUAAACAUGCUUUCAGUCAGUGUAUUUACAGGUUUUAUCGCGACAGUUCGAGUUAAACAAUAAUAAUAGUGGUAGUAUUUGAGGUGAAUUAAAGUGUUUAUCUUUAAAUCCUGAGGUAAGUUAAAGUGAAACUGGUUCUCUGAGCUGCUCGGUGUUGGUUAACAGUUUACUGACUGGAUCAUAAAUGGAGCUCUACUUCACACUGAAUUGGGUUUAGUGAAGAUAACUGGAUUUUACCUUGUAAAUACUUAAAGAUAAACAGUAAUAUGAUGCCCACAAGAGACUCCAGUCAUCAGCAAAAGACUGAUAUUCUUUGUACAGUAACCAGUGAGGUACGGAUGCAGACUGCCCUUCACCACUGCUCAGACUGUGGGAAGAGUUUUACUUAUCGGAGUAUGCUCCAAAGACACCAGCGCGUUCACACAGGAGAGAAGCCGUACGCUUGCUCCCAUUGUGGGAAGGGUUUUUCCCAGCUGAUCACUCUCCAACUCCACCAGCACAUUCACACAGGAGAGAAGCCAUAUGACUGCUCAAAGUGUGGAAAGCGUUUUGCUAGGCUAAGUAAUUUCCACCAGCAUCAACGAAUUCACACAGGAGAGAAACCAUUUAUCUGUGUACAGUGUGGGGCAAAAUUUUCUCACAAGUGUAAUCUCAAAACACACCAACGCAUCCAUACAGGAGAGAAGCCGUAUCACUGCUCACAAUGUGGAAAGAGUUUUGCUGAUAUUAGUAAUUUUCUACAACACCAACGAACCCACACAAGAGAGGAGUCAUUUCACUGCUCACAGUGUGGAAAGCAUUUUAAUUUACAGCGCCAUCUCCAGCAACACCUGCACAUUCACACGGGAGAAAAACUGUAUCCCUGUUUACAGUGUGGGAAGCGUUUUAAUCAAAAGAGGACUCUCUCGCGACACCAAAGUAUUCAUUCAGGAGAGAAGCCGUAUUACUGCUCACAGUGUGGAAAGAGUUUCAAUCGAGAGAGUAAUUUCCAAACACACCAGCGCAUUCACACCGGAGAGAAACCUUAUACCUGCUCAGAAUGUGGAAAGUGUUUUAAUCAACGAAGUGCUCUCAAAGCACACCAGCGCAUUCACACAGGAGAAAGGCCGUAUCAGUGCUCACAGUGUGCGAAGAGUUUUAAUAAAAAGGAUACUCUCACACAUCACCAGCGCAUUCACACAGGAGAGAAGCCAUAUCAGUGUUCACAGUGUGGAAGAAGCUUUAGUCACCCGAGUACUCUCCAAAGACACCAACGCACUCACACAAGAGACCAUUCGCUUCAGUAUGGACAGCAUGGAGAGAGUUUUGUGAAACUCAAUCAACUUUAAUGACACCAGCACAUUCACUCUGGAGAAAAACUAUAAAUGCAACCUUCAUUCCAAAAAAGUUGGGACACUGUGUAAAAUGUAAAUAAUAACAGAAUGCAAUGGUUUGUAAAUUGUUUUUUGACCUACGGUACCAGUCAAAAGUUUGGACACACCUUCUAAUUCGGUGGUUUGUAAUUAAGUCUCUUCAUGUCUUGAAGUAAUGUCAUUUCUAUUUACUUAGUUGAGCGGUUCUUGACAUAACACUGUAUGGAUUACUACAGCUGUGGAAUAGGGCUAUUUAUAAUAAGGGUAUUGUUAUUAUUUACUGUUUGAUCUCCAAACGCAUUAAGAAGACAAGAAACUCGUCCACUAAUUACCUUUUGACAAGGCACACCUGUUAAUUGAAAAGCAUUCCAGGUGACUACCUCAUGAAGGUGGUUAAGAUAAUGCCAAUAGUGUACAAAGCAUUGUCAAGGUAAAUGCUGGAUACUUUGAAGAAUCUAAAAUAAACAUGUUUUGUUUGACUUUU
Messenger RNA from Neoarius graeffei (lesser salmon catfish), 1893 nucleotides. Its product is annotated as zinc finger protein OZF-like. Gene Ontology annotation, molecular function: RNA polymerase II cis-regulatory region sequence-specific DNA binding; DNA-binding transcription factor activity. Bases 324 to 1385 code for a protein of 353 amino acids. The transcript has 2 exons. The record is from RefSeq and is a predicted model, not a curated record. Gene Ontology annotation, biological process: regulation of transcription by RNA polymerase II. Lineage: Eukaryota; Metazoa; Chordata; Actinopteri; Siluriformes; Ariidae.